Molecule: messenger RNA, 564 nt
Organism: Aspergillus luchuensis
Lineage: Eukaryota; Fungi; Ascomycota; Eurotiomycetes; Eurotiales; Aspergillaceae
Exons: 2
Coding region: 1-564 (187 amino acids)
Biological process (GO): autophagy of mitochondrion
Cellular component (GO): mitochondrion
Source: RefSeq, a predicted model, not a curated record
AUGGCGUGUCCCAUCACCGUCUCGAAGUUCGUUGGCACAGUGUCCCUGGGACUGCUCACGGGCAUGUCAUACUCCGCUUCCUGUGUCGCCAUCCCCUCCCUGAGUCUUCUUCCCACUGCUACCACCGCGUCCCGGUCCCUCAACGAGGUGAAGCGGUUGAACCGUAAGCAUGGUCUGCGGCUGACCAACAUCGCCAACGGAUGUCUCCUGUUCGCGUAUAGCCUCUCUUCUAAACAGCGCAAGCACCCUUAUCUGAUCUGGAUGUGCGUUACCUCGACCGUUGGCUCUUAUGUUUUCGACUAUUGGUUCCACGGCCAGGAUGGCUUCGUAGCUUGGGUCCAGUCUGUUCUGCAGGACACCGGAUGCGGCUGCCUGACCGUCCAGAAGCAGAAGAAGGAUGAGGACAUCGUGGUGGUCGAGGCAGAGGAGAAUGUCAACGGUGAAAGUGUGCAGAAGGAGAUGAACACGGAGCGUCGAUUCCAGCAGGUGCGAGCUGUCUUCUCUGGACUUGCACUCGCCAUGGGUAUCGUUGGACUUUGGGGCGACCGUCGGCCUUCCAUUUAA